CUGUUAAACUCUUGUCUUUCAGAGCUGCUGCCUCAUCUCCUCAAGCCAUGGGGUUGUACAAACUGAAAGUAGCCACUGGGUCAGACCUGUCUGCUGGCACCUGUAAUAAUAUCUUCAUUGUUCUUGUGGGCAUAAAUGGAGAAAGUGAGAAACACCAAAUGCCCCGUCACUGGAGCCACUUUUUGCCUGAAUCUGUGGUAGAGUUUGAUAUAAAUGAAACAAAAGAUCUUGGAGAGCUCCUGCUUGUCCGGGUGUCUGUGGAGUCCUACUUAAAGUUCAUUCUAGAUGCCUGGUUCUGCCAAUAUGUCCAUGUUACCUGCCCCAAUGGUCAACAUUACCAGUUUCCAUUCUAUCAGUGGAUAACAAAACCUGACCCUGUGGAGAUCCCAGAGGGGAAAGGUGUUGUAAUAACUGGAGACACUCACCCUAGUCUCCUGAAACAAAGAAAGGCAGAGCUGGAGAUGAACCGAGAAACGCACAAGUGGAAGGUUUAUGCAGAAGGUGUCCCUCACUGCAUUGAUGUAGAAGAUGAUGAUAUAUUCAAGCUGCCUGCUAACGAUCAGUACUCUCUGCUAAAAGAGUACAGCUUUGGCUACAACCUUCUUUCCACUGGGUUUGAAGCAAUGCUUAAAGGAUUUCUGUUCAACGAGGAAUCAUGGCCUAACCUAGAAGACAUCCAGCUGCUGUCCGCUCUGCGAAAAUCGCGUAAUUCAGGGAUAGUGAGUGAGAUAUGGAAGGAGGAUUCUUUUUUUGGUAGCCAAUAUCUGAAUGGAAUUAAUCCCACACUGAUCAAGAAAUGCUUCAAGAUCCCAGGGAAUUUUUCAGUUGGUGAACAAAUGGUAGCCUCAUCUCUGGGGACUUCCACCAGUUUAGAGACAGAACUUCAGGAUGGACACAUCUUCAUAGCGGACUAUAAAAUUCUUGAGAAAAUUCCUACAAAUACAAUUAAAGAAAAGAAACAAUACCUUGCUGCUCCUAUGUGUCUACUGUGGAAAAAUCCUCAGGAUCAGCUUGUCCCAAUUGCCAUCCAGUUAUCUCAGACCCCUGGUGAACAUACUCCAGUCUUCCUGCCCAGUGACUCGCAAUUUGAUUGGUUACUAGCCAAGAUCUGGGUUCGUAAUGCUGACUUCCAGGUACAUGAAAUUGACGCUCACCUUCUCCGUACCCAUCUCUUAGCUGAGGUUUUCUCCAUUGCAACCAUCAGGCAACUUCCAUUGGGGCACCCAGUGUAUAAGCUGCUGAUUCCACAUUUUCGCUACACACUGGAAAUAAAUGUUCUGAUGAGGAAGCGGCUCAUUGGACACAAAGGUCUCUUUGAUCAAGCUGUGGUGACUGGAAAUGGAGGGGUUCCAGUACUCCUAAAGAAGGCCAUGAAAGGGGUAACCUAUUGUAGCCUGUGUCUUCCUGAUAACAUAGCAAGUAGAGGAAUGGAUUCCAUCCCAAACUACUUGUACAGGGAUGAUGGCAUGAAGAUCUGGUCAGCUGUGGAGAGUUUUGUUUCCAACAUUAUUAAUUACUACUACACAAGUGAUAUGAUGGUCAUGGAAGACCCUGAACUUCAGGCCUGGGUGGCUGAGAUCUUCAAGGAAGGAUUUCUUCAAAAUAAGUCUUCAGAACUUCCAUCUUCCUUUGGGUCCACUGCCUCUCUGAUCAACUACCUGACUAUGGUGAUCUUCACAUGUUCUGCCCAGCAUGCAGCUGUCAAUAAUGGUCAGUAUGACAUCUAUUCUUGGAUGCCCAAUGGCCCCACCACUAUGAGGAGUCCCCCACCUACUGCUAAAGGUGCAACAAUGCAAGUUAUUCUAAAGACAUUGCCAGAUCUCAACACUACAGCUCUUGGCAUGACCACUGUAUGGACACUCGGCAAUGAGCCCUCAGACAGGAGGCGUCUUGGAAACUACCAUAACAUACAUUUUACAGAAAAGACCCCACAGCAGUUCAUUAAGGAAUUUCAGGUUAAACUGGCUGAGAUUUCCAAAUUCAUACAGGAGAGAGACAAGACUAUGCAUCUGCCCUAUCCCUACCUUGAUCCCAGUGAGAUAGAGAACAGUGUCUCUAUCUAAUUUCAGAAUUGGUGGUUCAACUAAUGGGCGCAUCUUUGUGGGUUUUUUCUCUUAUCUCCUUUUUUUGGUAUUGGUACAGCAUUGAUAUUGGCAAUAUAAAAAACCCACAAAAGUGGGAUCUUUGAAAACAUGAAGGUUAACUUGCAUAAGUAAUAAAAAAAAAAUGGUGUGUGUAUAUA
Rana temporaria (common frog) is the source of this 2242-nucleotide messenger RNA. Its product is annotated as hydroperoxide isomerase ALOXE3-like. Bases 48 to 2063 code for a protein of 671 amino acids. Gene Ontology annotation, molecular function: iron ion binding; protein binding; oxidoreductase activity, acting on single donors with incorporation of molecular oxygen, incorporation of two atoms of oxygen. Gene Ontology annotation, biological process: linoleic acid metabolic process; lipid oxidation. The record is from RefSeq and is a predicted model, not a curated record. The transcript is spliced from 14 exons. NCBI's taxonomy places the organism in Eukaryota, Metazoa, Chordata, Amphibia, Anura, Ranidae.